Plasmodium gallinaceum is the source of this 378-nucleotide messenger RNA. Its product is annotated as tRNA m2G10 methyltransferase subunit, putative. The transcript is spliced from 5 exons. The record is from RefSeq and is a predicted model, not a curated record. Gene Ontology annotation, biological process: tRNA methylation; rRNA (guanine-N7)-methylation; peptidyl-glutamine methylation. The coding region runs from base 1 to 378 and encodes 125 amino acids. Lineage: Eukaryota; Apicomplexa; Aconoidasida; Haemosporida; Plasmodiidae. Gene Ontology annotation, molecular function: protein heterodimerization activity.
AUGAGACUCCUUACGCAUAAUUUUUUGAAGUGUAAUGAAACUCAGUGUACAGAAGGUUAUCCAUUGAUAAUAAAAUUAGACAAUAAUUCUGAAGAAAAUAUAAAAAUUUUAGAUCAAGAAAUGAAUAUAGAAUUUGUAAAAAAUGUAUUGAGUAAAGUUGAUUAUGAUGUUUUAUAUAAUACGGCUAAACAAUUAGGAAUAAAUCUGUUAUCUAGUUAUUCUAGUGAACACUUAGAAAAUGAAGAGUUUUUAAACUCAAUUCAUCAUGCUCUUUUUAAGGUUCAUAUAAUGGAAGGCACCUUAGUAUGCCCCAAAUGUAGCAUUUCCUUUCCAAUAAAAGAUGGUAUUCCAAAUAUGUUAACAGGAAAUGAAAAAUAA